Molecule: messenger RNA, 2614 nt
Organism: Polyodon spathula (Mississippi paddlefish)
Lineage: Eukaryota; Metazoa; Chordata; Actinopteri; Acipenseriformes; Polyodontidae
Product: splicing factor 45
Exons: 13
Coding region: 130-1407 (425 amino acids)
Biological process (GO): mRNA cis splicing, via spliceosome; alternative mRNA splicing, via spliceosome
Cellular component (GO): precatalytic spliceosome
Molecular function (GO): RNA binding
Source: RefSeq, a predicted model, not a curated record
UUUGUUAAUUGAAUAAGUGAGCGACGCAUUUACCCAACAGAAAAUAGGACACGAGAAGCCCAUGUUUUCAUAGUUAUAUGCAGUAGGGGUUUGUUUGUAUGAAAACAGCUGUCUCUGAACUUCAGGAAAAUGUCCCUUUAUGAUGACCUGGGAGUUGAGACCAGUGAUUCAAAAACUGAAGGCUGGUCCAAAAACUUCAAACUGCUUCAGUCCCAGCUUCAGGUGAAGAAAGCAGCACUCACACAGGCAAAGAGUCAGCGCUCAAAACAGAGCUCUGUCCUUGCCCCGGUGAUUGAUUUGAAGAGAGGCAGCUCCAAUGAUGACAGACAGAUUCCAGAUACUCCUCCACACAUAGCUGCAGGAUUAAAGGACCCGGUGCCAAGUGGAUUCUCAUCAGGAGAGGUGUUGAUCCCCUUAGCUGAUGAAUAUGACCCUAUGUUUCCCAACGACUACGAGAAGGUUGUUAAACGGCACAGAGAGGAGAGGCAGAGACAGAGAGAGCUGGAGAGACAGAAGGAGAUUGAAGAGAGAGAAAAGAGGCGGAAAGACAGACAUGAAGCAACUCCCACUGGAUUCUCCAGGAGGCCAGAUCCUGAAUCUGACGAAGAUGAGGACUUUGAAAGAGAGAGACAGAAAAGAGUAGGUAUGGGAAGAGCAGCAAUCGCACCACCAACAUCCCUGGUUGAAAAAGACAGAGAACUUAUUGCUGCAACAUAUCCAUAUGAAGAAGAGGCCAGGCCUCGAAUUCCCUCUUCUAAAGCGGCAAUCCCUCCUCCGAUGUAUGAUGAACCAGAGAGACCCCGCUCACCGCCAGGGCCCACCAAUUCCUUUCUUGCUAACAUGGGAGGCACUGUUGCCCACAAAAUCAUGCAGAAAUAUGGUUUCCGAGAGGGUCAAGGUCUUGGAAAACAUGAACAGGGUCUGAGUACUGCCCUCUCUGUAGAGAAAACGAGCAAAAGAGGAGGAAAGAUCAUCGUCGGGGAUGCUGCAGACAAGUCAGCAGCAGCAAGUCAGCCCAUAGUGCCUGUGAGCGAAAUGAACACGUGGAACACAGUGGAUGCAUCUAAAAAAUCAGAUGGCAACCCAUUAACAGAAAUCCUGAAGUUCCCUACAAAAGUUGUGUUACUAAGGAAUAUGGUGGGCAGUGGGGAAGUGGAUGAAGACCUCGAAGGUGAAACCAAGGAGGAAUGUGAAAAAUAUGGCAAAGUUGUGAAAUGCGUUAUUUUCGAGAUUCCUGGAGUAAAUGAUGAUGCAGCUGUGAGAAUAUUCCUAGAAUUUGAAAGGGUGGAGUCUGCCAUAAAAGCUGUCGUUGACUUAAAUGGAAGAUAUUUUGGAGGACGUGUGGUCAAAGCGUGUUUCUACAACCUGGACAAAUUUAGAGUCUUGGACCUUGGUGAACAGAUGUGAGCAAUGAAGACAACCUCCACUCAGCAGUCUGUUGCUCAUUUUAUACCAUGAAGCUCGAUACAUUUUAUAUGGUCUAUUCCAAGCUUGGAAGGAAGAGGUGGAAAAACCUGAAAAUAACUCUAAUGGUAGUUUAUUGUUUUUAUGAUUUAUUUUUUCCACCAAUAUAAGUAAUUAUUACUUUUUUAAAAAUGUAUCUAGGUUUGAAGUCUAGUGUUGUCAUUAGUUUUUCCAUUUGUUUUUUUUAGUUUUUUUUAUUAUAAGAUGGCGCAAACGUGCUGUUUCUUAAUUUCGCUUUGUAACACAAAUAUAUCCCAGCUUACAAAGGUGAAAAACAUAAUGGAUCUAUAGCAUCUGCCCAUUUAUAAAUAAAAUGCAUUAAGUAUUGUCAAAGUUGGAAUUCAAAAGAGUAAAAAUGAACUUUUUUUUUUUUUUUUCAUACUCUGGUACUUUGUAUAAUACUGUGAUAAGUUUCAAUCCUACUUUUUAUCCCACAUGAUGAUAAUGUAAACCUGUGAGUAAAAUGAUAGUUCUUCAACUUUCUGGAAACCUCUAUAGUUAAAUUGUUUAACAAGUUAGUUACCUGUUGCGUGAUCCUUUUGCUGUGUUGUGUUGUGUGGUUUUUUUUUUUUUUAAGUUUGACAGCCCCAUUGCCAGGCAUUGGCUUAGCUAAUUAGUUAAACUGACUCGCAAUAGUGAGUGAGCUAAUGCCCUUCAGCCUUAAACAUUCUGUAUCCUUGACUUGUUCUAAGGAAAACCAUAUGCUUCCAGUAAUAUUUGCAGAGAUUGGAAAAAAAAUUAUAUAUAUAUAGCUCAGUAACUAUUACAACAUGAUAUGAAGUAUUCGUUAUCGUGUUUGUGCUCUUGUAGUAUUGCAAAGCAAAUGAUAACCUUUUGCUUUAGAGGGUCAUUAGGUUUUGCACAUCAGAAAUGGUGGAGUAUCAUUUUGAAGUGUAUCAUGGUUUUUCUGACCAGUUUUAUACCACCCCCACAUUGUCUAGUUAUAAAGUAAUACAAAUAAUAAUAAUAAUAAAAAAAAAACAGUUGUGUAUUCCACUUAUGCUAAAUCAAAGAUUUCUGUUUUUGUGUCAUGAUGAGUUUGUAGUUUACAACUACAGUACAAGUAGUAGUCCUCUGUUCUUCUGUUAUGAAUGUAAACAUCAGUCUGUUAAUGUUUUUGGACAAACAAAUAUAUAAAAGUGACAAGUCA